ACAUGAUGCCAUGGCAGUGCAGCGCCCCGAGCAGCCUCAUGCUGUACAUGUCCCAUGGCUCCAUGGACAAGCUGCAGCAGCAGCUGUGCAAGGGUGAGUUCGCCAUGUUCACAAGCAUUCCCCUGUUUGAGAGCAACUUCAACCAGAUCAGUAAAAGAGAAGUGAUUGAUGUGCUCAACUGUGUGCAAAUGGUCACUGUGGGCAUCGUGCACACCAGCCCCAACCUCAAAAUACCUGACGUUUUGCUGCUGGGUGAUGCAGUCGGUGCCAAAUAUGACCGACACACCCAGGGAAGGGGACUCAAGUCAGUGACGAGCUUGGAGCUGACCAGGCUGCUUCCUUUGAAGAUUAUAAUGUCCAUCUACAGUCAUGAGAAAAAAAAAGCUCCACUUGAAGCUCGCCACUGGCCACUCUUUUUAGCUACAAUUAUGCCCCCUUCAGAUGCAAUAGAAGAUGUGUUUGCACACUGGGAAGACCUGAUGUUCUUCCUGAGACUGCCAGUGGAGGCUUAUAGUGGCACCCAUGCCAUACCAGCUUGGGAUAGGAUGGAAAUACCUGUGCUGGAGGCAGAGGACAGGAAGAGCCCAGCAGUAAGGUUUUGCAUACUCAGAGAGCAACUGAAGGCUCUCGGGCUGCUCUCCUGGGCUGCCCGGAUAAACACUCAUGUGGAAGGGCUCAAACCAGAUGAGCUACUAUGUGGAGGCCUUGUCACAUUGAGGAGGCCCUAUGUGCUUCUGAAUAUCCGAGGUUCCUUAGAUGUCAGCUCCUCUAACCAUAUACCUGAUGCUGUUAUGCUGUCAACAGCAUCCUAGCAUCCUAUUUGUUCUGGAACACUUACAAACUACAGUGGACUCAGGCAGUCUGAUCUGCUGUAGGGCAUUUUUAACUUUGAGAAAACCCUUUCUUUAUUUGAGCCAUAAACUAA
Pipistrellus kuhlii (Kuhl's pipistrelle) is the source of this 925-nucleotide messenger RNA. RefSeq names its product protein FAM71C-like. Gene Ontology annotation, cellular component: nucleus. The record is from RefSeq and is a predicted model, not a curated record. NCBI's taxonomy places the organism in Eukaryota, Metazoa, Chordata, Mammalia, Chiroptera, Vespertilionidae.